UUAGACCAAAAUGGCGUUUUGACAACGUGAUUCUACUGAUUAAACUUAAAAGUCGUGUGAAUGUAAUAGAAUGCUAUUAUAAUGAUGUGUCAAUUUAAAAAUAUAUCUAUACAAAGUUUCAUCCAGACGCUACAACCUUGAUGCAUCGCUGUUUGCUUGUGAUUCAACUUUUAUACGUCAACUGCAGCGCCGUAGUGUGUGUGUUUAAAGCAGCAAAGACUUCUAGUCGUUUUAGCAGGAGUUGCAGUUGUAUCCCUGUGUGCUAAAGUAAGUUUGUAGCCGUGCACCAAAAUACUUUGCCUUUCCUGGUUUGGACCCACGGCUGGCAGAAUAUUGCAAGUGUGUUAUUUUGGUAUUUCCAGCCAGGAUCCCAGUUAACGUUAGUAUCCUGUUCUGCAGUCUGGUUCGCUGCGACGUGUUGCAGUGACUGCUGCUGAAAUCGCCGCGGUUUCAUAUUCCUCCCAUUCAUAGCGCAGUCGCUUUAGUUGCAGCUGGCGUGGUUACAACAUUAGCAGUUGAAUAUAUAUAUUGUUUUUAUUCGCGAACCCACAGUCUGUAAAUGUAAAACAACAAAGCCAUAUAUAUUGUAUAAUGCAACUUUUGUUUUUAUAUACAAUGUAUUACAAUACAACGAGAUGAGUUUCACGUGUACGGAUUUAUUUAUUUAUUUAUUUUGCCGUUUCAUUCGAAUAUAUUUUAAUAUUCAGUGGGGUUGUUUGACACAUUUAUCAAACGCAGACCGGGUUGUGUUUCGUUGUCUGUACUUGGUACGGCAGGACCCCGUUGUGUGUGUCUGUGGUCGUUUGGCGUUUCCUCAUACUGUGCAGGAAACCCUAAAACCACCCAAAACAAGCCGAUAAAUGUAAUGUUUUUUUGUAAAGUUUUAAAACUAAAACUUAUCAAAUUACUAUACAAAACCCGCGUAUUUUUUCGCCCCCAGAUUUUUCUUUCCGUGCGCUUACUAGUAACAGAACUUUAUCGUCGCUCAAGUUUAAGUUCCAAUAUAGCAUGUUAGGCUUUUCAAUUUAGAUUAAUUUAUUUGGUAUUGUUUUAUAUUUAUGUAAUAUUUAUUUCCCCUGUAAACGUGAAUGGACUGUUUGUGUUAAUAAGAAACGUGAAUAAAUAAUCAUUUCUUGUAAUCGGCAGUUUAUUUUGGUUGUUUUUUUUAUUAACCGAUUUUGUAGUUAAACUGUGGCACCCCUCGCGGUACGUUUGCAUCAGAAACAGAGGACGAAAAAAACAGCAAAACGUUUAUUUGUUACAAAUUUGACAUAAAUAUUAUUCCUACUAGAAACGUUCGCUUUCCUUGACGCUUGUAGUUGGGUUAUUUUUAACCCUUUGUAAUGUAGUCUGGUUCUACACAGUUGGCCCUACACGUCAUUUGUCACGCAAAAUAAUUUUAGAAAGGUUUUCAGAAAAAAAUGCCUGCAAAAUAUGCCUAUUUUGUCAAGAUUUGCCUUCAGAGUAGAUAUGAUAUUGUUGUUAUUGUAUUUUUCUGCACCAUUCCUUAUGAAUUCCACACACACUCCUGCCCAGUGAUACUAAUACAAACAGGGUUGGGGUCAAGUCAGUUUUUUCAAUUCCAGUGCCUUUUUAAAAUCAAUUCUCAUUCCCAUUCCCUUUGAAUGAAUUCCAACACAUCAUUGAUCAAAUUGGCAAUUAACAAUGUUCUUUUAAAAUGAACUUCUCGCAGUGGUGACAAAUUACUUAUAUUUAAGUCAAUUAAGUUGCCUUCAAAUGAACAAUCAUAACAAUUUAUUCUGUCUCUAAGCUAUCCUUGGAAGGAAUUGGAAUAGAUUGCAAUGUAGAGGCGGGGGUCUUGCAGAACGACGGGACUAAACUUGCAUUUUCUUGCUUUUUUUCCCCUCCCCUUCUUUGUAGCUGUUUGGAUUCUCCAUUGAUCGCACUUCCUACAGCACCAGCAGCAGCGACCUGUUUGCUCUGGUCCUCCUUCUCGUUUCAAGCCAGCGAGCCACAGGAGGGCGCUGUGAGUGGCAUUGCUGAGUGUGCCUGACCCUUCAGAGCAGCAGAGCCCCCUGCUGUCCACUGCAGGAUUUGCCUGUCCGCUGGGAUUCGGGCAGGAGGAGAACAGCCUUUGCGUGCGUAUCUGGAGUCAGGACAGAGAUUUAAAAGGUGCUGUUUCAGUCCACCCCUGCGAUGCUCUCCUCCCCUCCCUCCCCCUCUCACUGCCAGCAUGUGAUGCAGCAGUUGUGCGCCCAGCUGGAGUUUGGCUUCCUGUGUGACGUGAUUGUGAGCGUGGGGGAGGUGCACUUCCGCGCACACCGGGCCGUGCUGGCGGCCUGCAGCGGCUUCUUCCACAAGCUGUUCAUCACGCAGCCUGUGCUGGCCGAGCGCGCACACUGCAGCUACGCCCUGAGCUCCUCCGCCGUGAGCCCCCAGCACUUCGACGCCAUCCUGCAGAUGAUGUACCAGGGGCCCCGGGGAGAGGGGGCGACCGACCCCGAGCUGGGGGCAGCCAUGGCCUUCCUGGAAUUCUACAACACCCCUCCGGCUUUGCUGAAAGAGAAGGAGAAUGGGACAGUGCAGGGGCUGCUGUAUGGAGUGGAGUCUCGCAGGCCAGAGGGAGAGGGAGAGAUGGAGGAGGGGGAGGUGGUAGGGCAGAGCCUGGCCGUCCGAGCCCAGGAUCGGGACUGGAAGCCGGGCUUUCUUUACUCGUCCUCCGGGGUCUGCAUGGCGGAGGUUGUAGGGGAAAAAGAGGAGAAGAUGCAGGGGAAGAAGGGGGAAGAGGUAAAGGUGGAUGGAAAGGCAGCGGGAGGAAAGAACCAUUCCUUUUCUUCUUUUUGCACCUCUCCUUUGUCAUCCUCUUGUACUUCCUCUUCCUCCACCUCAUGCUCCGACUCGACUUCCCUGCCCCACUCCCCUUCCCCCAGCAGAGCCCCGGCCCCUAUGAAGAGCGAGGCCCCUGAGAGCCCCUCCUUCCUGGCGCUCCACGGCAUCAGGGUGGUCCAGGUGAGCUCCGAGGCUGGAACCCGAGCUGCCAGCACCAGCACAACUUCACACACAGACUACCUCCCAGAGCUGCCCCUAAUAAUCCAUUCGAACCCGGAGCUCUCCUCCUCCCCUAAGGGAGUGUCGGCAGGGGUAGGGGGCUCGAGGCAGCAGUCAGUGAUGGGGCGCCGGCUGUGGGCCUGGGCUGGCAAGAGCAUGCUUAUGAAGGCUGAGGAAGGUGGCUCCCUGUCCCCUCCCCCCAAGCGGGCCCUCACCCCCCUGUCCUCUCCCCGCCCCAGGAUGCCCUCUACCUUCCCCUGCUCUCGCUGUGAGCUGAGCUUCGACACCAGCCAGGGUCUGGAGGAGCACCUGCUGGUCUGUGGGAGGGAGAGGCCGGCCCGGAGGUGGCGAGUCCCCAGGAAGCACCAGCGCAGCCCCUCACCCCCCUUCCAGACCCUGCCCCGGUCGAUCAAGCAGGAGCCCUGCUCCAUGGAGGUGGAGCUCGAAGUGGAUGGCGUGCCGCUGCUUCCUGAUCUACACCCCCCUGAGCAGUCCUGCAAGACCUGCGGGAAGCACUUCAAGAGAGUCAAGAUGCUGCAAACGCACCGGCCGCGCUGCCCUAUGCUGCUGCAGAACAUGGGCCGGCCGCGCUCGGAGGACAGGAACCACGUGUGCAGGACCUGCGGCAAGGCCUUCCUGCAGAGGGGCCAUCUGACGGAGCACGAAGCCACGCACAGCCAGGUGAAGCGCUUCUCCUGCAGCCACUGCAGCAAGCAGUUCGUGAGGCGCCGGGAGCUGAAGGUCCACGAGGCGCGCCACGAGGGCCAGGCCUCCUACCACUGCCAGUUCUGCGGCCACGCCAGCUACCGCAAGAACGGCCACUACCACCACCUCGCCACGCACCUCCUCCCUCCACAGGCAAUCUGCCAGGCCUGCUUCCAGAUCUGCGAGAACCACACCCAGCUCCUGGAGCAUGAGAUGGAGCACUGGCACACGUGCGAGCGCUGCGGGGCCAAGUACAGGCUGAAGAAAGAGCUGAUACUGCACUACAUGGACUGCCAGGGGUUGAGUGAGGACUGGCAGUAGAGAGGGAGCUGGCACUGCACCAAUCUCUUGUGUGCUUGUAGAGCAAGUAACUCCGGCCAGGUUCAGCAGAUUAGAUGCUAAAAAAAACAGUCAAAUACAUUUUUUUUUUUUGUAUUCUUUAGUUUUUAUUUUUAUAUAUACUUCCAGGGCUAUGUUUAUUAUUAUUGUAAACUAUUUUCUAGUAGUUAAACACACUGCACUCUUCCAGCGUUCAUACCUGAGAAGCCGGGUUUUGAUUCAUUGUUUUGUGUUCGUGUGAAUGUGUUCUCUACUUGAGCUUGAGCAGAUAUGCUGACUCUGCAGGGAGUAUGGGAAGCUCGCAGCGAUUUCAGUCUAGCAGCAGUGAUUCUGUUUGACCUCCUUCAUUAAAACUCUGGGUUUUGAUGGCUGCGCUUUACCUCUGUGGAGGGAGAUGAAAAAUGAUAUUGAUUUUUCUGUGAAAAACGUACAGUAAAUAAAUAUGAAACAAAACAAAGUCUGCACCUCAUCUUCUGAGUUUUUUUAGUCCUUUUUUGUCUUUGCUUUAGAAAAUGUGU
This is a messenger RNA of Polyodon spathula (Mississippi paddlefish), 4571 nucleotides long. RefSeq names its product zinc finger and BTB domain-containing protein 18.3-like. Lineage: Eukaryota; Metazoa; Chordata; Actinopteri; Acipenseriformes; Polyodontidae. Gene Ontology annotation, molecular function: protein binding. The transcript is spliced from 3 exons. The coding region runs from base 2158 to 4035 and encodes 625 amino acids. Gene Ontology annotation, biological process: negative regulation of transcription by RNA polymerase II; regulation of cytokine production; regulation of immune system process. The record is from RefSeq and is a predicted model, not a curated record.